AUAUGUCAUUCGUUUGUCAAAAAAGACAACUAAACAAAGUUGAAGACAGCCAUUUUGUACAACUUUUUCGAUUGUUUUUCAACUUUUUACGUGUUCCAACUAAUUUGUCGCUUUUGGAGUUACUCGGAUAUUUUUAAAUUUACUUUGGUGUAUGCAACAUGGCGGAAGAGCUCGACGUCGAGGCGAUGUUAGAGGCCCCCUACAAGAAGGCGGAGGAGGUGAAUGGAAAGUCGAGGGAGAAUGGCACCGUCAAGCACAGAUCUUCAGACAAGAGGAGGAGCGGUACCCGUAGUCCGGCCCGAUCCAAAAGGAGUAGAAGCCGCUCGAAGGACCGGAAGAAAUCCGGCAGGGAUGACAGACGGAGGAGUCGCAGCAGAGAACGGAGGCGGUCCCGCGAUCGUCGCAGGACGAAAUCCAGAGACAGGAAACCGUCUCGGUCCAGAGAUAGAACGUCAAGGUCCAAGGAUAGGCGGUCGAGGUCCAGGGACAGGGACCGUAGGCGGUCUAGGUCGAGGAACAGGACAAAAUCCAGGGAGAGAAGGGAUAGGGACAGGGUGAGAAGAAGAAGCCGGGAGCCUAAGCGCAGCCGCAGCCGCGACCCGAAGCGCAGCCGCAGCCGCGACAAGAAGAGCCGCAGCAAGGAGCGCAAACCCUCCUCGCCACCUCUCGCCGCCCUGGUGAAACCUCCCUUCGCGCGUCGAGGUACCCGCUCCCCUCUAGGCCUGCGCGGGCAGAGUCCCCUCGAAGAACUGAGUCCGGAGGAGCGCGACGCGAGGACGGUGUUCUGCAUGCAGCUGUCGCAGCGCAUCCGAGCCCGCGACCUGGAGGAGUUCUUCAGUUCGGUGGGCAAAGUGAGGGACGUGAGGAUGAUCGUGUGCAACAAGACGAGGAGGUUUAAGGGGAUCGCUUACAUCGAGUUUAAGGAUCCGGAAAGCGUGGCUUUGGCUUUGGGACUCUCAGGUCAAAGACUAUUGGGCGUGCCUAUCGUGGUUCAGCAUACACAAGCUGAAAAGAAUCGUUUAGGUAACGCCAUGCCCAAUCUUUUACCUAAGGGUAUGACUGGACCGAUGCGGUUGUAUGUCGGAUCUCUACACUUUAACAUCACAGAAGAAAUGUUGCGAGGCAUAUUCGAACCGUUCGGUAAGAUCGACAACAUCCAACUGAUUAUGGAUCCAGAAACCGGAAGAUCAAAGGGUUACGGAUUUAUAACAUACCACAACUGCGACGACGCCAAGAAAGCGCUCGAACAACUGAACGGUUUCGAACUGGCCGGCCGGCCCAUGAAGGUGGGCAACGUGACGGAACGCAUCGACCUCCAAAGUCAAGGCCCCUCCCUCCUCGACUCGGACGAGCUGGACCGCUCCGGCAUCGACUUGGGCGCCACCGGCCGCCUGCAGCUCAUGUUCAAGCUGGCGGAGGGCGCGGGCAUGCAGGUGCCCCAAGCGGCGGCCAACGCGCUGAGCAUGGCCACUGGGCAGCCGGUCGUGCCGCAGGUGCCGACCAACUCGACGCCGCCCAUCGCCACGCAGUGUUUUAUGCUGAGUAACAUGUUCGAGCCGGCGACAGAGAGCAACCCGACGUGGGACAUCGAAAUCCGCGACGACGUCAUCGAGGAAUGCAACAAACACGGCGGCGUACUCCACGUCUACGUGGACCAGGGCUCGCCGCAGGGCAACGUCUACGUCAAAUGCCCCUCCAUAGCCACGGCAGUGGCGUCCGUGAAUUCCUUGCACGGCCGGUGGUUCGCUGGCAGAGUUAUCACAGCGGCGUACGUUCCUCUAUUGAACUACCAUUCGCUAUUCCCCGACGCUAUGACUACGACACAGCUGUUGCUACCGUCGAGUAAGAAAUAAGAAGUGGUGUUUACCCGCAUGUGGUAAAUAUGACGCGAUGUAUUGUAUCAAUAUUGUACACUUAGCGGGUCGCAAAUUGGAGCAACACGCGAUAUUUUCGCUUUUUGAAAACAUACUACAAUGUUGCCUCGCACACUGAAGCAACGCAAUAUUGUCUUUGGACUUGUGCGAGACAACAUACUUUGAUCUUUAGUUUGGUGUCAAUGGGCGAUAAUAUAUCGCAUAUUGCUGGUUGCUCUUAUUGUCUGUUGCUCCAGUGUGCGACUCCACUUUCUACCAAGAAGCAUGUAGAUAUAUGAUUAUAUUUUUCAGAGUAAGUUCGUUAAUUUUUAGGGUAUAUUGUGUUAGUUCUUUUAAGGUAUUUUCAUGUAUAUUUUGUCCACAAUGAAUGUAUCGUUAAAAAUUAUGUUGUUUUU
Sitophilus oryzae (rice weevil) is the source of this 2269-nucleotide messenger RNA. It is a transcript of the gene Caper, whose product is annotated as RNA-binding protein 39. The transcript is spliced from 8 exons. The coding region runs from base 159 to 1853 and encodes 564 amino acids. Gene Ontology annotation, biological process: mRNA processing. The record is from RefSeq and is a predicted model, not a curated record. Gene Ontology annotation, molecular function: RNA binding. NCBI's taxonomy places the organism in Eukaryota, Metazoa, Arthropoda, Insecta, Coleoptera, Curculionidae. Gene Ontology annotation, cellular component: nucleus.